Molecule: messenger RNA, 1047 nt
Organism: Danio rerio (zebrafish)
Lineage: Eukaryota; Metazoa; Chordata; Actinopteri; Cypriniformes; Danionidae
Gene: tmod2
Product: tropomodulin 2
Biological process (GO): pointed-end actin filament capping
Cellular component (GO): cytoskeleton
Molecular function (GO): tropomyosin binding
Source: RefSeq, marked provisional
ACAGGAAAAGUAUGGAUUCCCAAACAAAAACCAAUCCAGCUUCAUCAGGAGGAAGCCACAACCUUGGACCCCGAGUUGGAAGAGGCUCUGUCCAGUGCUACUGACACAGAACUGCAUGACCUGGCAGCUAUUCUUGGAGUGAACACACUGGUGACAAGCACGCAGAGUUAUGACGGCAGUAAAGACGGUUAUAACAAUGUCAUUAAAGGAGAAAAGGUAAAGCCUGUUUUUGAUGAACCUCCAAACCCUACAAACGUUGAAGAAAGUCUGCAGAGGAUAAAGGCCAAUGAUCCCACGUUGACUGAAGUCAAUCUCAACAACAUCAAGAACAUUCCAAUCCCGACCCUGAAGGAGCUUGCGAAAGCCAUGGAGAGGAACACUCAUGUGAAGAAGUUCAGUCUGGCUGCCACCAGGAGCAAUGACCCUGUUGCUGUGGCGUUCUCAGACAUGCUGCGAGAAAAUAAGACGCUAAGGAGUUUGAAUUUGGAGUCUAAUUUCAUCACCGGUGCAGGAGUUCAGGCUCUUGUAGAAGCUCUUCGAGACAACGACACGCUUUCAGAGAUCAAGAUCGACAACCAGCGGCAGCAGCUCGGUACGUCGGCUGAGAUGGAGAUCGCGAAGAUGCUGGAACAGAAUACAAGCAUCGUGAAGUUUGGGUACCACUUCACCCAGCAGGGUCCCAGAUCCCGCGCCGCUGCCGCAAUCACAAAAAACAACGACCUGGUGCGACGGAGGCGAGUCGAGAGGGAUGUUUAAAGCAUAUUCCACUCUCGCUUUCUCUCUCUCGGCUGAUCAGACUCUUGUGCCAAACCCUCUGAGGGAGACGCUUCACCUGAAGAAGGGACACAACUGGAUACUUUGCCUCCCUAAUGUUAAUACUCUUAUACUUUUUUUUGGUUAUGUAUUAUCAUUGAUGUUAUAAUUGCUGUUUGUUUUAAUAGCUGCUACUCUUGUGCAGCUCUUUUUGUUGUUGUUGUUUGGUUCAUGUCUGCUCUAUUCUUUGUAAAAGUUCUUUGAAACGAAACAGAAGACGGUUAAUCACUCGCA